GACUUCCUGGCUGGCUAAAGUGGCGGCGGCGGUUGCAGGUCUGUGGUCCAGGGUGGGAGGCGAAGAGGAGGAGAAGGAGCAGUUGCUGCCGCCGCCAGCACCGCCGGGUUCUCGCGCUGCGCGUCGCGAGAUUUCGAAGGGAGGGCAGAAGAGUCGAAGACUCUGCAGCUCUAUCUUGCAUUGCCUCCUCCUCCCCAGCCUGCCUCACUGUAGCCAUGAAAGAGAUGAGGUAGCCGCCUUUGAGCGUGCUAGAAUCUAACUUCAGAUGGAUGCAAAAUAUAAAGACGAUGUAUUUAGGAAGUAUGUACAGUUUCAUGAAUCCAAACUGAAUACCUCUGACAAGAAGCAGCACUCGGUUAGUGAUGAGUGUCUACAAGUGACAGCUUCAACCUUACUCUGUUUUCCCAAGAUUGAUCCCUUCCACAGAUUCCGGCUGAUAAAAUUUUAUGAGAUAGUUGAAAAUUCACUUAGGUCCUUGAAAUCUUCAAGUUUGCGUUCACUCCAAAAUGCAUUUGGCGUUCUGGAAUCAGUUGGAGUUAAUCUUUUUCUGUACCCUUGGAAGAAGGAAUUCAAAAAUAUAAAGACUUACACAGGACCUUUUGUUUAUUAUGUAAAGUCUACAAUACCAGAUGAGGAUAUAAGACAGAUACUUAACUCAAUGGGAUACAUCCAAGAACUUGGAACUAUGUAUAAACUAAAAGACAUGGUUGAUACCCUGCAGGUAAAGAUGGUAUCAUUUGAACUUUUCUUGGCCAAAUUAGAGUGUGAACAAUUGAUUGAAAUACAUUUGCAAGUGAAAGAUAAAGGUUAUACAGAACUUGAUGUUGUAAAUGAAAGAAAGAACAGCAGUGAUGUCCGAGGCUGCUCAGAUGCCUUGAAGCGUCGUGCAGAAUGCAAAGAAAAUCUAAACACUUCCAUGUCACGAAUGGUACUUCAGAAAUCUGCAAGUGAGAGAGGUUGUAAAGAUUACUUCAAACCCAAAGUUAGCAAAGCUUCUAAAUCAGUGGAUGCCUAUGAUAGUUACUUGGAAAAUAAGAAGCCACCUUUGAUGACAUCCUUGAGUCUCAGAAAAGAACCCAUUUUGGUUGAUACUGAAGAUGACAUUAAAGAUGAAAUAAUUCGUCCUUCGCCAUCCCUCCUUGCCAUGUCAAGUUCUCCGCAUGGAUGUUCUGAUGAAUAUUUGCCAGUUUCAUCCCAUACCAACGGCAUAUUAAGAACGGGUAUUCCAUACAGUACUUACUAUUCCCCUCAAGAUGAUUUAGAUUUAUAUACUGACUCUGAUUCUAGAAGUAUGUUCAAGAGACAAGAACCCACUAAACAUGAUGUAUGGCUGCUAAAGAACGAUGCCAACCCGAUUUACCAUAAACGUACACAUCUAGCCAAAGAUACCACUUCCCUUAAGUGCCAAAACUGUGGAUUAUCUUGUGGCACCUCCAUUUGCCAAAAGUGCGACAACUUGCUCAUCUGCAGGCAGGAAUAUCCACCAAUGAAGCAGAGCAGCUAUUCACUCAAAACUCUUGCAAGUGAAGGCAUAUCUUCUGGGUCGGUGAUAAGGGAGAAGCCUCAGUACACGUUGCAGACUCAAGAGCGAGUGUCUCAGUACAGUUCAAAAUCGAAGCCUUCAGGCUCUUCACGCUGUGGAUUUUGCAACAGACCAGGAGCUACAAACACAUGCACUUUUUGUUCAAAAGUUUCCUGCGAUUCUUGCCUCACUGCUUACUAUUAUGAUCCCUGCUGUCGAAAAAGUGAGCUUCAUAGGUUCUUGCCAAACAAUCAGUUAAACUAUAAAUCAAACCAGCUACCACACAUGGUUUAUAGAUAGACCUUUAUUUUUAUCUUUUGGGGUUUUUUUUGGAAAUCUUAUAAUUUGGGACAAAAGGGCUAAAACACAAAACAUUCUGAUGUUGCUAGAAGUAUCCUACUGACCUCUUAGGAGAAAUAAAAAAGUAGACAUGCCCUAACAUUGGACAUAUACAUCUAACAUAGUGCCAGUCUUCAAUGAUGUGACUUUACAAAUGUUGUCUAUUCAAUAGUUGACACUGCUGCUACUGUUUUAGGUGACUCUUAGCUGCUUUUCCAUUCUAGAUGGGAGAGAGGAGCAAUUUUUUCCUUUUUUUUUUUUAGAAGCAGGCAAGCAUUGCAAUUCAUUUUUUUUCUAAAGAGACAUCACAUGUCUGUGCUUUGUGGCUGUCACACUGCCUCAUCCACAUAACACAGCACCAGAGUAGUAAUUAGAAAGAUGACCAAGAAACUAAGAACAGCAUUUUCAGUGAAUUGUGAAAUUGUCUGUUUUGGUAAUUUGCACGGAAUAUUCCUUUGUUUGCCAAAAAAGUGAUUUUUUUUAAAAGGAAAAUUAAUAGCAUUACUUAAGCUCCAAAAGGCAAAAUCACCAUGGCAUCUAUUCCUUGUGUCUCUUCUACUUUUCCUUCACCAUCUCAAGCAUAUAAAAUCAAAUUCUAAACUGAAUAUUGGCUUUAUUUUCUGGUGUUGCCAGUACACCUUUACUUGUGUGUGUGGUUGUUUUUUUUAACUGUUCUAGUAUUAAGAAGUGAAUCAGUAUGUGUUACGUUACGCCUAGAGUGUUCCCAAUGAAUUAUGAUCAGAUUGACCUUCUGUUGCACAUGUAUCAAAUCCAGUUCUUUCUACUGUAAAUAGGUGAUUUGGAAGCAGAUUAUUUUUUAAUAAAUAUAUUCAGUAUGUUGUGGUUUUUUAAAAUAUAUAUAUAUAUAAGGUCCUGUAAA
Lacerta agilis (Sand lizard) is the source of this 2741-nucleotide messenger RNA. It is a transcript of the gene SPATA2, whose product is annotated as spermatogenesis associated 2. Gene Ontology annotation, biological process: protein K63-linked deubiquitination; protein linear deubiquitination; regulation of tumor necrosis factor-mediated signaling pathway. The record is from RefSeq and is a predicted model, not a curated record. Bases 266 to 1822 code for a protein of 518 amino acids. NCBI's taxonomy places the organism in Eukaryota, Metazoa, Chordata, Lepidosauria, Squamata, Lacertidae. Gene Ontology annotation, cellular component: cytoplasm. The transcript has 3 exons.